This is a messenger RNA of Eublepharis macularius, 2751 nucleotides long. RefSeq names its product putative methyltransferase-like protein 7A. Gene Ontology annotation, molecular function: S-adenosylmethionine-dependent methyltransferase activity. Bases 1008 to 1748 code for a protein of 246 amino acids. The transcript is spliced from 2 exons. Lineage: Eukaryota; Metazoa; Chordata; Lepidosauria; Squamata; Eublepharidae. The record is from RefSeq and is a predicted model, not a curated record.
GAACACUACGGAAACUCCAGAAGCCGCAAUUACUGUUGGUUAACAAAACAAGCAAUUUUGAUCACGUUGAUUGCACAGAUAAGCUCUUAUUGGUACAAAGAAUGGCUACAUCGUUCAUAGUAUGAUAGUUACUUAACGUCUACUGCUCAUAGAGUUCGCCCAAAUGUUCCGGGCACGUGCACAGUUCAAACAUACAGUUAGUUAAACCCAAGACGGAUUGUUUAAACUGAAAAUUUUGUCUGUAGUAUGGAGAGAGACUUCAUGAAUUCCUGUAGGAACUGGUUGGUCUACAGUGAAAAAUCUAAGCCCGCUGAAGUCAGUGGGGUGCAAAAAAGUUGUAAUAACCUUUUUAGAACUGCAUUGCAAUGGAAUGGAGAAUUAGCGGGGCAAGGAGAGUCGUCCUGUUUCACUGGGAAGCUGGAUAAGAUUUCCUGGCCUCUUCUCACCUUCUGUAAGGUCAUUGGAAACUACUAGGCAUAUGAAAAAUUAUUAAUAAAGGGGAGAAUUAAAUUAACAUAACUGGUAUAACUGGAGAAUCUGGGGAAACCAUUAAUGAAUCAAUACCAAAAUUCAUAUCCGGUAGGUUCAAUAUCACUGGAUACAGAUUUGCCCACAGCACAGGCAGAAAGAAGUUAAAUACCUUUCUACAGCAUUUAUAUGGGGCUGCCUACUAAACUGUUGAAGAUUUUAAUUAUAAAUCUCCCAUCUUAUGUCUGGCUUGACCCUAAUCUAAAAGGAAAACAUUAAACAGUACAGUAAUGUUUCGUAUCUGCCAAGAUCAGAAGUUCUAACGAGAGAGACCCCUGCAGCAUUGAGGUCAUGGACAAAUGCUUUAAAUGAUAAGUAAGCUAUUCCUGUAUCACGCUAUUCCUGUCCCGUGGCUUCAUUUUUCUUGGCUGCUCGUUAACAACUUGCAACAGCAGAUAAAGCAAACUCCUCCCCAGACUAUAUAAAACCAUCUUCUUCCCCUGAGCCUUGCUUGUCUUGGUCUCUGCUUUUCCCUGAACAUGGAAGUGAGCUGGUUAGUUGUCCUGCUUAGGAUAUGCAUCCAGCUCUUAGCUCUCCCUCUUUACGUCCUCUGGUUCCUGGGCUUGUGGAGGCCCUUGUGGAAGAAGGCAUUUCCACAUAUCAUGGCCCGGUUAGCUGUCAAUUAUAAUGAGAAGAUGUCUGCCAAGAAAAAGGAACUUUUUAGCAACCUGAAGGACUUUGCAGGCCCCUCAGGGGUGCUCACGCUAUUGGAGAUUGGUGCAGGAAGUGGAGCUAACUUUGAGUUCUACCCAGCAGGAUGCAGGCUCAUAUGCAAUGAUAGCAACCCCUACUUCAACAAAUUUCUUUCCAAGAGCCUGUCUCAGAAUCCACACCUGCAGCUGGAGAGCUAUGUGGUAGCACCAGCUGAAGACCUGCAGCAAAUACCCAAUGCAUCGGUUGACGUUGUGGUUUGCACUCUGGUCUUGUGCUCUGUGGAUUGCGUAGAAAGAGUCUUAAAGGAAGUUCUACGAGUGCUGCGACCAGGUGGUGCUUUCUACUUCAUGGAACACGUUGCUGGUGCGCCUUCUAGCUGGAGUCUCUUCUGGCAGCAAAUCUAUGAUCCAGCUUGGCAAGUUUUGACUGAUGGGUGCCACUUGGCUAGAGAGACCUGGACAGACCUGGAAAAAGCUGGAUUCUCAGAGCUGAAGCUAUGGCAUACACGCGCCCCUUUAAAAUGGCAUCCUACGCAGCCUCAUAUCAUUGGCUAUGCAGUGAAGUAACUCAAUAAUAAAGACAAUUAUGCAAGAUUUUAUAAACAACGAUGCAUGACGAUGACUGUGUGUAUUUGUGUGAAUCUCCCUGAAAUGAGAAUGCAUGGCAUGUGGACCUAUACUUCUUGGCAGACUAGCCCCAUUAAUUUCACCAUCAGGUACUAUUAAUGCUAUUCUCCAUCAAUAUGCUGAGCCCCAAGGAAGGUUUGAAUUUUAGCCAUAAACAAGCUUUUUUUAAUUGGCAGGUGAAUGACAAUCAUCCUAUAUUUUCUGCAGUGCCCAGGGCUUUUUUUCAGGGGUAAUGCAGGGGAACAGAGUUCCGGAACCUCUUGAAAAUGGUCACAUGGCUGGUGGCCCCGGCCCCUGCUCUCCAGACAGAGUGGGGUUUAGAUUGCCCGCUGUGCCGCUGAGUGGCACGGAGGGCAAUCUCAACUCCCCUCUGUCUGGAGAUCAGGGUGCGGGGCCACCAGCCAUGUGACCAUUUUCUCUGAGGGCAACCCACUGAGUUCCACCGCCUCUCUCCCCAGAAAAAAUGUCCUGCUUGCCCUAGACCGGGGGCUGUUUAAGCGAGUCAUUCGCUGUGCUCUGCAGCCUCUCCUAUUCCAAAAGUUGACAUGACAUGAGUCAGAUCCAUUUUUCCCUGUUCUUUGUUAAAUUGCAUACAAAUGCAAUUUGAUGUAUUUACUUUGCCAUCCCCUUGAUGGCACAUACUUGACAUUGGGCCUAGUCUGGCUUAGUGCUGCUAAAGGAGUAUACUGAUUGAUCACAGGCAGAGCCAGAGGACAUUUGAUCAACUUAACUUGUUUAACUCUUCUGACACACUUGUGCCUUGAACAUCAUACUGCAGCAUUGAAAUAGGCCAAUUAGCUUGGAUUACCAUAUAUGGAAUAGGCUGCCUUCAGUAUAAAAGGGGCAGCAGCUUUGUUUUCUGUGAGGAACCUGAGGUAAUUUUCUUUGUGUUAAGAACCUGGUCCUCCUUUUAUUGCAAUAAAGACUUUCUGUACUCCUUCUA